GAUUACAAAAAAAUAUGAAGAGUGAACAUCCAUAGAAUUAAAAAAAGGUUUAUAAUUGACGAAUGGAUCCACCGCCAACACGGUAUCGAGAUCCACGUACCAGCAACCCCUGAACAAAGCAGCAGGUAUAAUAGCUCUUUCGAACUUAACAGUCCGAUAACAGCCACAUUGACUAAGAUGGAUAAGAGGUCAGAAUCAGAGAGGAGAGGAGGUAACCUUGAAGACUUGAGGCCUGCAGAUCUCAACAGACCUGAAACUUCAGGGAGUCAAACACACAAGAACACCAACUCAACCGAUUGCAAAGAAUCCUAACAACCCUUUCGGGUUUAUGAAACCAAAUCACCACAAAAAGUCCAUAACUACCACCACCCGAAGUCUCUUAUAUGAAACACAGAAGCAAACAAUACGAACAAGCAAAAAUACGAUACGAACAAACAAAUAGUAACCAGAAGAACAAACCACCGCCGAACCAGCCAAAACAUAACAAGAGGUGACAGCGCUGCCACCCACCUCACCACCGCAGCGGUGCCACGAACACAGCCAGUAGUCCAACCAAACAAAAGAAAGCACAAAAACACAAUCCAACCUUUCCAACGCAGAGGAGACGAGCUGAAAAACCUUGAACCAGCCAGCCAAGGAAUCCACGCGACCCACCUACCCAAAGAACGGAACUAGAACAAACCGCAUCAACCAAAGAACCACAACACGCCGACGAAUCACCAGAUCAAACAGAAAGCUACAGCAAUCAGGAAAGAAACCAGCAAAAUGAUGGCGAGAAGGUGCCGGAAGAGCAGAACGAAAGGUCGCCGGAAAGGAGGAAGAAACGGAGGUGCGGAGGACGAUAGUCGCUCAUCACACCUCCAAUGGAAAAUUUUACAUCGCUAAAUCUUGGAUUUGGAUCAGUAGGUAAAGUGUAAGGCAGCUAAGGCUUUGUGUUCGCUAGCAGAGAGAGAGAGGUUUCCAAGCUCCCGUCAGAAUCAGUAAAUUUAAUUUCUUGAGAACUUUGUUAUCACUACUAGGAUAUAUGCAGGAAAGGAACACACGAGCUUAAGUAAGUAGGGGCUUUUGAAUAUAUAUGUUUAUAAGUUUUUGCCUCUAAAAUGGUAAAUGCAUUGAGCAAGCUAAUUUAUGUGUUUAUAAACCAUACAGCCAAUCCUCAAAUUGUUGUAAAACAUCGACAUAAAAUUAUCUUCAAAUAAUAAUCAACAUGUAAAAAUGAACAACAAUUAAAUAUUACAUUGCAUUGAUUCCUAAAGGUAAUGAGCAGAAAUCCAUGAAGGACUGGAGGCUGAUUGCCUUGUGCAAUGUAUUGUAUAAAUUAGUGGCAAAGGUACUUGCUCAUCGACUAAAAAAAAAUUCUGCAUAAAUGUAUCUCUGAAAAUCAGUCAGCCUUUGUUCAAGAGCGUUCUAUGCUUGACAACGCCAUGAUUGCUAUGGAAGUGGUACAUCAUAUGAAAGUUAGCAAGAGAGUAAGAGAUAAAAAUGUUGCACUUAAAUUAUACAUCAACAAGGCCUAUGAUAGAAUUGACUGGCUUUAUCUCAAGGAAGUGAUGCUUCAAAUGGGGUUUGAUAGUCAAUGGGUUCGAUGGAUUAUGAUGUGUGUUGAAACUCUUGACUAUUCUGUCAUUGUUAAUAAUGAGGUGGUGGGUCCGAUUAUACCAUGCAGGGGCUUGAGACAAGGUGACCCGUUGUCGCCCUAUUUAUUUAUCUUGUGUGCCGAAGGUUUGUCCGCUCUUAUCCGUAAAGCUGAACGUUGCAGAGAUCUCCAUGGAAUUUCUAUAUGUACUCAUGCACCUAUUAUUUCUCACCUCUUGUUUGCAGAUGACUGUUUUUUACAUUAGCCUUCCAAAAUCUGAAGUUUUCUUUAGCAGUGUUGUUCCAACGCCCUUGAAGAAAAUCAUUACAAACAUAUUAGGUGUAAGAGCGGUGAUGGGAACAAGUAAAUAUAUGGUAUUUCCAUCCAUGGUGGGUAGAAGUAAAGAAGCAACCUUCAGAUUUAUCAAGGACCGUAUUUAGCACAAAAUCAAUAGUUGGAGCCGCAAGUGUUUAUUCAAAGCUAGCAGAGAGGUCAUGAUUAAGUCAGUACUACAACCUAUCCCAUCUUAUAUUAUGAGUGUCCUUUUACUGCCAAAUAAAUUAGUUGAUGCAAUUGAAAAAAUGAUAAAUGCCUUUUGGUGGGGUAAUGAUGGUAAUAUGCGCAGAGAGUUACAUUGGAUGUCUUGGGAAAGAUUAUUUGUUCAUAAGAAUUUUGGAUGCAUGGGGUUUAAGGAUCUGACAUCUUUUAAUGUGGCUAUGUUAGGAAAACAAGGUUGGAGGUUCCAAACUGAUUCUUCUAGUCUUGUUUCUCCUUUAUUUAAGGCUGGAUAUUUUCCUAAUUCCGAUUUCAUUGGGUCUAAUAUUGGGCAUAAUUCAAGCUAUGUUUGGAAGAGUGUUUUUAGUGCCAAAAUUGUUGUAAAACAGGGUGCGCGUUGGUGGAUAGGUUCUGCUGAUAAUAUACCUUUUCUAGGCGCUCCUUGGCUAAAGGAUGAUAUGUCUUUAUCCACAACUAACCCAAUUUUUGAGCCUUUGAUGCAGGUGAAAUUUUGCGAUUUUAUUGACCAAGAAUCAUAGAUGUGGAAAGUGCCUCUCAUUCAUAAUUUAUUUGAUGCGCACACUGUGCGGUUAAUUCUUAAACACACCGUUUUAGCCACCUGUAACAGAAGAUAAAAUGAUUUCGAAAGGGGAAAAGAGUGGUAAGUAUUCAGUUAAAAGUGCAUAUAGAAUUUGUGUGAUUGAAAUUGCAGAUAACUCUCACAUGCAUGUUCAUGGUCGUUGGAAUCUCAUUUGGAAGUUAAAAGUGCCUCCUAAAAUCAAGAAUUUUCUUUGGCGUGUGCAUCGUGGUUGUUUUUCAACACGCGCUCGUCCUAAUGGUAGAGGAGUCUCUUGUCCACUUGAUUGUGUUCAGUGUAAUAACAACUAUGAAGAUAACAUCUAUAUUCUCAUUGAGUGCCCUAAAGUUGUUCGAGUAUGGCGGAAUGCGAAUUUAUGGGACACAAUUGACAGGGUGAUUCGUCAAGAUUAUAAUAUUCAUGCUCUCAUAUUCACUCUUUUGCAGAAUCUCUCUUCAGGGCAAGAUUUGAGAGAGAAAAAUCUUUUGCUUUUAGAAUGUGGUUGUGGUACUUGUGUAGUUUUAAUAUCAAAAUAUGAUCCACUGCUCAACAGAGUCGAAGAUUUUACAGCAAGCUCUUGUCUCACACUACUUUGUAGCAUAAAUGGAUGUUCAAUAACGACAAGUGAUGGCAUUGGAAAUAGCAAACAAGGAUUCCAUCCAAGUCAUGAAAGAUUUUCUGGAUUCCAUGCUUCUCAAUGUGGCUUUUGUACUCCUGGAAUGUGUGGCUUUCCCUCUUUGGUGCUCUUGUCAAUGCCGAAAAGAACAAUUCUCCAGAGCCACCAGCUGGUUUCUCAAAAAUCUCUGUUUUCAAGGCUGAAAAAUCUAUUGCAUGUAACCUUUGUCGAUGCACUGGUUACCGAUAGGUUGCUGAUGCCUGCAAAAGUUUUGCAGAGGAUGUUGACAUGGAGGAUCUCGGUUUGAACUCUUUCUGGAGAAAAGGAAGAAAGCAAGGACCCAAUAAUUGUGCAACUCAUGCUUCUUUGUGGCGGCAACGGUUACCUCUAUUGGUUUUGUUUGCUGAGUUUAGCUGAUCAAGUUUCUUUCAAUUUAAGCAUAAGAAUGUGUUUUGCAAACAUAAGAACAUGUGAUACAGCUGCACUGGAAGAAUGAGUAUAACCUUCUGAUGGGAAGUUUCAUGGUUAUUUGACCUACUCAUGUAAACCAUUCAAAUUCCAUUUGCAGACAAGUCAAAGUGUAAGGUUGAAAACCAUAGCUAGUAUAAAAACUACCAAAACAUCAAACCUGAAAAUCAAUGCUAAAGAAAGGGGAAGAAAGCAGAAGGUGGGAAGUGAUAUAGAAAGUAUAAGGCAGGGGAAAUGAUAAGUGAUGUGAUACCUAUAAGAAGUCAUUGUUCAGGAGGGUAGCAAAUUACAACAAUCAGGAACUUGUCAAUAAAA
Medicago truncatula (barrel medic) is the source of this 4047-nucleotide messenger RNA. RefSeq lists its product as uncharacterized. The transcript is spliced from 2 exons. Bases 2708 to 3571 code for a protein of 287 amino acids. NCBI's taxonomy places the organism in Eukaryota, Viridiplantae, Streptophyta, Magnoliopsida, Fabales, Fabaceae. Gene Ontology annotation, molecular function: iron ion binding; iron-sulfur cluster binding; oxidoreductase activity. The record is from RefSeq and is a predicted model, not a curated record.